AUGGACACCAGCUCUCCCACCCUCGCCGACGACUCGCCGCACUCGGCCCACCCCCUCGAGAGAGGUACUGUUGAACAAGUUUCCAACACUGCGCAGUUGACCUUUGACGCGUCUGCUAGGGCUUCAGUGACCAACAGUGACACUCGCACUCCCCACCCAACCCCCCUUUCUUUCGACUCUUCUCAGGCUUCAUCCCUCUCCUCUUCUUCCUCCUUCACCGCCGCCGGCAAAGAGCACUACGACCACCCCACCACCUCCUCUGCAGCUUCCCCCGGCUUUCUUCCCCGAGCCUCCGUCGCUCGCGACUCAACUACUCCCUCGGAAGCUACAACUACGAAGACUGCCCCAGUUGCGCAACAGCAGGGACAAGACUACGGACCCAAGAAUCCCAUGUCCAAGAGCCGCCAGAUGGUCGUCUUCCUGGGGAUCCUCAUGGUAUUGUUCCUUGCUGCGCUGGACCAGUCGAUCGUCACCACUGCCUUGCCGUCGAUCUCCAAGGACUUUAAUAACUUUUCUGAGAUUUCUUGGGUCGGCACUGGGUUUCUGUUGACCAUGACGGCCAUCCAGCCGCUCUAUGGUAUUGCUGCUGACCUCGCCGGGCUGUUCUUUGUUGGGUCAGCUCUCUGUGGAGCAGCCCAGUCGAUGAACAUGCUGAUCCUGGGCCGCGCCGUCCAAGGCAUUGGCGGAAGUGGCAUCCUCACUCUCUCCCUGAUCCUCGUCGCCGAUAUUGUCCCCCUCCGCAACCGCGGCAAGUAUCAGUCCCUCACUGCCUUUGUCUAUGCCCUCGCCUCCGUCUUUGGUCCCCUUCUCGGCGGAAUUUUUGCCGACAAUGUCACCUGGCGCUGGGCGUUUUAUAUCAAUCUCCCUGUCGGUGCAGUGGGUAUGACUCUGUUGGUCGUGUUCCUGCACAUGAACCGACCAAAGAACUUGUCCCUGGGGACGGCGAUGCGGUCUUUGGACUAUGUGGGAAUUGGGCUAUUGAUUGGUGCGAUUAUUAUGAUCCUCUUGGGGUUGAACUGGGGUGCGGAUGCCAAGUAUGAAUGGGACUCAGCCGUGAUCUUGUGUCUUUUGAUUAUCGGUGUCCUGGUCAUGGUCGCCUUCUUGGUCAACGAGUGGAAGGUUGCGGCCAACCCGAUUAUUCCCCUCCGGUUGUUGGGCACUCUGUCGUUGGGGAUGACAUACUUCCCAGUCUUUGUCGACGGUUUUGUCUCCAUGGGUUUGCUCUUCUUCCUGCCGUUGUACUCUCAAGCCGUCCAUGGUGCGUCAGCAAUCGAGUCUGGCGUCGAGCUCCUCCCUUAUGUCUGCAUGUCCUCCGCGGUUGCCAUUGUUGUUGGUCAACUGACGAGUCGUUGGGGCACCUACAAGGAGUUCAUCAUCUUUGGCUGGUUCGCCGGUGUCCUCUCCACGGGUCUCAUGGUCCUCUUUGACGAAAACACAAGCCGUGGUCGAAUGGUCGGAGUCCUCCUAGUCCAAGGCGUUUCCCUCGGCGCCGUCGUCAAUACACAACUCCUCGCAGUGCACGCUCAACUCACGAACCCUGCCGACAUGGCCUUGAGUACCUCCCUCUGGACCCUCCUCCGCACAUUUGGUGGUGUCUUUGGAGUCGCCCUCGGUGGAACUCUGGUUCAGAGCAGCCUCAGUAACGCUAACGCUAGCAAGUAUGCCCAGAACAUCAAGGGUAUUGCGGAUCUGGCGCCUGAGUUCAGAGAGCCGGUAUUGAAGGCGUUUGUGGAGGGUCUUCAAAAGUUUUUUAUCUUGUUGGCUGCGCUUUCGGGGAUCGCGUUUUUGGCCUCGUUCUUAAUCAAGAAGGUUGCCAUGGAUGGUAGUGACGAUGAUAGGGAUACUGUUGAGCAGGGUGACAUUCAGGAGUUGGAGGAUGCUGCGAGACGCCCUGUUGAAAAGCUGGAUGAUUCCCCUCGCCCUUUGUCUACUGUUUGA
Molecule: messenger RNA, 1938 nt
Organism: Linnemannia hyalina
Lineage: Eukaryota; Fungi; Mortierellomycota; Mortierellomycetes; Mortierellales; Mortierellaceae
Source: the annotation of a GenBank genome assembly